Anthostomella pinea is the source of this 525-nucleotide messenger RNA. The record is from the annotation of a GenBank genome assembly. Lineage: Eukaryota; Fungi; Ascomycota; Sordariomycetes; Xylariales; Xylariaceae.
AUGGCGGCCGCCGUUCGCGCUGUCGAUGCCCACGACCACAGCGUAAAUAGCUUGACCGCGCGCGUCGACCUCCCCGAAGACUUCCCCAAGGACCCUCAAGACGUCGUUGCGGACGACCUUGACGAUAUCAACUGGUUCCCAACCGCGGACGACGCGUUCGGGAACGGUGAGGCAUGGGACAAAUGCGUCGUGUGCGCGCAGCUGGCGCACGAGUGGAUGAGGCAGGGCAGCGGCGGCAAGGACAACGACCAGGCCCUCGCCUUCUGCAAGGGUCUCGCAAUCUGCGAUGCGGAUCAUGCAGCGAAGUUCGCGGACAUGUACCGCGACGGCCGGUUCCCGCCGGAGGACAAAUGGGGAGAGAUACCGGGCGAGGACCUGCUAGAAACCAGAGACGGUGGUGAUGUGUUCUUGAAGGUGCUGAUGACUUUCAAGAUCAGGUACCUGUUCUUGAAUAGGACGAACUUGUUUUUGGACAAGUCUCACUUGGAGAAGUUCUGGGAUUCAGUCGGUGGUGACAUGUUGUAG